ACCCAGGGGGCAGCACAAAAUAUCCGGCGUUGUCUGCUACGCAUGCGCAAGCUGCGCAGGCCUUUUUCCUUUUCCGUUUUCGCGGCUUAUGACGUAAGCCAUGUCUCUCCGGCCUUUAAUUAAGCCGAAGAUCGUCAAGAAGCGGGUGAAGAAGUUCAUCCGCCAUCAAAGUGACCGAUAUGUGAAGCUUAGGCCAAACUGGCGGAAGCCAAAAGGUAUUGACAACCGGGUACGUCGGCGCUUCAAGGGCCAGUACUUGAUGCCAAGUAUUGGUUAUGGUAGCAACAAAAAGACAAAACACAUGCUGCCCAGUGGGUUCCGUAAAGUUCUUGUACAUAACAUGAGGGAGAUGGAGAUGUUGAUGAUGAUGAACAGGCGGUUCUGCGCCGAGAUUGCACAUGGCGUCUCCUCGAAGAAGCGAAAGCAGCUGGUGGAGAGGGCGCAACAAUUGUCAAUCAGAGUGACCAACGCAAAUGCUCGUCUCCGCUCGGAAGAGAACGAAUAAACCUAUGUUGUAUUUCCAAA
Messenger RNA from Ornithodoros turicata, 525 nucleotides. RefSeq names its product large ribosomal subunit protein eL32-like (gene RpL32). NCBI's taxonomy places the organism in Eukaryota, Metazoa, Arthropoda, Arachnida, Ixodida, Argasidae. Gene Ontology annotation, cellular component: ribosome; cytosolic large ribosomal subunit. The coding region runs from base 101 to 505 and encodes 134 amino acids. Gene Ontology annotation, molecular function: structural constituent of ribosome. Gene Ontology annotation, biological process: translation. The transcript is spliced from 4 exons. The record is from RefSeq and is a predicted model, not a curated record.